Heteronotia binoei (common prickly gecko) is the source of this 771-nucleotide messenger RNA. It is a transcript of the gene MMP7, whose product is annotated as matrix metallopeptidase 7. The transcript has 6 exons. Gene Ontology annotation, biological process: collagen catabolic process; proteolysis; extracellular matrix organization. The record is from RefSeq and is a predicted model, not a curated record. Lineage: Eukaryota; Metazoa; Chordata; Lepidosauria; Squamata; Gekkonidae. Gene Ontology annotation, molecular function: metalloendopeptidase activity; zinc ion binding. Gene Ontology annotation, cellular component: extracellular matrix. Bases 1 to 771 code for a protein of 256 amino acids.
AUGAAGGCCAUCUUUCUGUGCAUUGCUCUUUUUCUGCUUUCUAGCUUUUCCUUCUCAAGCCCUAUCCUACCAGCACAACACAUUGAGGAUCUGAAGUCUAUAGAGAUUUAUCUUGACAAGUUCUUCCCAUACCUUCACAAAUCGGACAGUCGUGAACUGGUAGAUCGAAUCAAGGAAAUGCAGAAAUUCUUCCAUUUGACUGCAACCGGGAAGAUGGAUGCUGCAACAAGAAAGUUAAUGGAACAACCUCGGUGUGGGCUCCCAGAUCUGCAAGAACUAAAAGCAGCCCGACAAAUAUGGUCCAAGAGAGUGCUGACUUACAGGAUAAAUAAUUAUACUCCAGACCUGCGUAAAUCAAAAGUGGAUCAAAUCAUACAAAGGGCAUUUCAAGUGUGGAGUGACGUGACCCCACUGACAUUCAGAAGAGUUAAUGGACCUGCCGAUAUUGAAAUUCUGUUCGCAUAUGGUGCCCAUGGUGACAAUUAUCCUUUUGAUGGAAGAGGGGGAACUUUGGCCCAUGCCUUUUUCCCUGGAGAAGGCAUAGGAGGAGAUGCCCACUUUGAUGAGAGCGAGCAGUGGUCAGAAACCAAUAAAGAAACCAACCUCUUCCGUGUUGCUGCACAUGAAUUUGGUCACUCCCUGGGGCUGCCACAUUCAAAUGUCCGGGGUGCCUUGAUGUUCCCUACUUAUUCUUAUGUGAAUCCAGCCACCUUCCGUCUUCAUAAUGAUGACAGGCAAAGGAUCCAGAGAUUAUACGGAAAAAGACGCUAA